Molecule: messenger RNA, 912 nt
Organism: Pleuronectes platessa (European plaice)
Lineage: Eukaryota; Metazoa; Chordata; Actinopteri; Pleuronectiformes; Pleuronectidae
Product: carcinoembryonic antigen-related cell adhesion molecule 1-like
Exons: 5
Coding region: 1-912 (303 amino acids)
Source: RefSeq, a predicted model, not a curated record
AUGGACAAGAAGAUGCUCUGUGUGGCUGUGAAGCUGGUUUUGACAGGUUACUUUGGUAUGUGUGUGGGUCAAAGUAUUUUACCCCCGGGACCCCUGAGUGGAGCCGUGGCAGACUCUGUGAAAUUCAGCACAAACGUCCAGCCUCCGGCGACUCCAUUCAUCUCCGUCAGCUGGAGUUUCAAAGGGGUCAACAUCAUCACCUCCACGAGUGCCUCGAACACCACGAGGCCCGAGUACACCAACAGAAUCUCACUGGAACGAGCCACGGGAGGCCUGGAGCUCAGGAACCUGGUGCAGGAGGACGGGGGGGAGUACACCGUCACCAUCGUACCGGCGGAAGGGCCACAGAAGCAGGGGGAGACCACUCUGAAUGUGUAUACAAAGAUAACAGCAGCCACCAUCCGCAGCCCUGCAGCCGUCCUGAUAGAAGAUGAGAGCUCCACCAACCUCACCUGUGAGGCCUCCGGCUCCAUCAGCAGCAGAGUGUGGAUGAAGGACGAGCAGCCUCUCAGUCCCAGCAGCAGACUGAGCUUCUCCGCAGACAACCGGACAGUGUUCAUACAACCCGUGGACUCCUCCAGCCAUGGGCCUUACCAGUGUCGAGUCAGCAACCCAGUCAGCAGCAUGACUGUGGUUCAUAACCUGACUGUCAACUUUGGACCACAUAACAUUUCAAUCGUUGGACCGUCAGCUGCUCCGCCCGGCCAGCGAGUGACACUGCAGUGCACCGCCGACUCUGUCCCCCCGGCAAACUUCAGCUGGCUGUUCAACGGCAACGAGACCCGUGUGGACGACUCCAUGUUUAUCAUAGAAAGGCUGAAUCCGGAGAACACAGGGAAUUACACCUGCAGCGCCCGGAACAUGGUGACCAGGCGGGAAAACUCCACGGUGCUGAAUCUGAGAGACCAGUAA